Vicia villosa (hairy vetch) is the source of this 771-nucleotide messenger RNA. RefSeq lists its product as uncharacterized. Gene Ontology annotation, biological process: protein ubiquitination. The record is from RefSeq and is a predicted model, not a curated record. Gene Ontology annotation, cellular component: cytoplasm. Lineage: Eukaryota; Viridiplantae; Streptophyta; Magnoliopsida; Fabales; Fabaceae. Gene Ontology annotation, molecular function: ubiquitin protein ligase activity; zinc ion binding. The transcript has a single exon. Bases 1 to 771 code for a protein of 256 amino acids.
AUGGUUAUUAGUUACCUUAUGCCAGCAGAAGAAGAAUCAAUUGGUUACAGUUUUCAUGUUUCUACAACCCAUCACAACUAUUCAAGCUAUCUCAGUCAAAACCAUAGGCUAGAUCCUGCCGUGUCCGAUUUCUUCAGGUUUCAAGUCACAGCAUACGUUCGAGAAUUCCUUUCACCAAAUCUUAUGAGGGGGUCAGAAAUAUUAAGAACCUCGAUACGUAUAAAUUGCAAUGAAUUCUUCAUGCACGACCAAGAUUUCCUUUGGUUAUACCUAAGCGAAUUCUCCUCUCCAUAUUUCAACUCUGAAAACCUUUCCCAAAUGACAAGGGUUCUUAUACCUAAGGUCAAACAAUUGUUCCUUCCUAAUCCUAUUGAUGAUAUUGCGGCAGCUGUUCCCAAUCAUGUCCAAGAGUUCCCUGUGGAUUUGACUAUUAAAGUGGAAGACAUGAGAACGAUUCAAGAGAGAGAACGUGCAGUCAUGGAACAUUUUGAAAGAAUAAUUCAAGAGAGAGAACGUGCAGUCAUGGAAGAGUCUAUGCAAUUUGGUCCUGCAUCUGAUGAAGCUAUUUUGUCUCUUAAAGCAUACUCACUUCCUCGGAAUUGUUGCAUAUGCAUGGAGAGAUUUCAUGAUGAAUUAGAAGAAGGCGGUGACAGUGAUGACGUGAAGAUAUCAACCAUGGUAUGCGGUCAUGUUUUUCACUAUGACUGUAUUGUGAAGUGGCUCCAAACGAGUCGUGCAUGCCCCUUGUGCCGUUAUGCUAUGCCCACUUGA